UCCAGUUGAAAAAUGUUAAGAUUCAGACGCUAGAAGUUGCGUGGAUCAAGUAAAAAUUGUUCGAGGGUGUUUCAAUUUUUUAUUUUAGUCCAAUUAUUUCACUUAAAAGAAAGAACAGUUCAAAUUGUCCUCGCAAAUAACUAAUCCUUGACAGUGACAGUGUACAUAGCCAUAUUGCAAACGUGUUAGACAGCUGACUGCAUGGAAGAUAACUGGAAGAUUUUUUAUAUUUAUUUAUGAGAGAUUUCAAUGCUUUAAGAAAGUCCAUUUUAAUGCUCUCAUCAAGGAUAUAGCACAAUCGAAGUCGGCAAGCUUGCCUGUGAUUACUUCAAAAGUAAUGCUUCCACAUACUCGGCUUUCAGACGUCGACCUGCAUUAUCGAUUCGACGGGUCGAAAAACGCCGGCGUAUUAUUUAGAAAAUAAAAAAUAUUAAAGUUUCGCUUCUCUUAGCAGACUGUUCAAGGCAAGCCAGUGCGCAAUGUAUAUGAUGUGAGCUGACUCACAUCUCGCAUGUAGUGAGAGAUCUUCAGUAUCGCCUCUCGCUAUACCUCCGCAUAAGUUCCACGCAUGUGUAUUAAUGCGCGGGUUGUGAGGUCAUACACCCACCUUCACAGGUGGUUCGUUUCCCAUUCAAACCGUGAAUAACGUUGUAAGACGAACGCGCAGGGAACUCGUAAGAACAUCCGGUUGGUUUCAGUAAUUCUUUUACACGAUGAUCAUGAGGACGUUGUUCACGGUUCAUCCUGUGUCACUGGUGCUCGUAUUCACGGUCACUGCCAUUGGCGGCAAUUACACUGAUAUUAAUCUACCGCAUGAACAUGUCAAGUAUUACUUCAACUCUUUUCCCACAGUAGCAGAAAAAUGCCGUAAUGAUGCGACGUGUCCAUAUAAGGACAGUCUCGACACUGAAGCUUGCUGGGGUUACGAGGACAAUUGCAAAGCAAAAAAUUCUUUUUCCAUUCCUCAUUGCCCAGGUGAUCACAAGGGAUGGGUCGCGACAAAAAGAGCUCAAUUAGACACAUAUUAUGCACAAGGUGAUUUUGGAUACGUGCGGGAUCAAAGGAGAGAGAUGAUGCUAUUAUGCGAACCAUUAUUUGUAGAUGAUUCGUCCUUGGAGUGUUCGGAACAUAUGAGAUUCUGUAGAGCGAGAAAUGUGAUGCUAAAUUUUACGGAUUUACUGAAUCGAAAGGAACCUAUAAGAUACAAAAUGGAUGUGUUAAAAGAAGGUCAAAUUGGCGGCUACUGCACGCUGAACGAAAAGAGAUUACAGGAAAACGCGGAUCAUAUUAGUCCGUUGCAGUCCUGGAGUCCAGAAAUACGCAACUUUCGAAAAUUAUCUCAUCGGCCGAUAGUUCAUGGCGACUGUGAUGUCAUCAUUGAGAAACCGACCUUCAUCAUGAAGAUAGAUGCCAUAGUUAACAUGUAUCAUCACUUUUGCGACUUUUUCAACUUGUACGCAUCAUUGCACGUGAAUCUCUCGCACCCAUCUGCCUUCGAUACAGAUAAUCAUGUAAUGAUCUGGGAAAGUUAUAGUUAUCGAUCGGCGUUCCAAGAUACCUUCGAGGCAUUCACAAGGAAUCCAUUGUGGGAUUUAAAAACAUUUAGAGGCGAGACCGUGUGCUUUAGGAACUUGGUCUUUCCUUUAUUACCGCGGAUGAUAUUCGGUCUAUUCUAUAACACACCACUUAUUUAUGGCUGUGAAAAAUCAGGAUUAUUUAAAGCCUUUAGCGAGCAUCUGUUGCAUCGACUUCAAAUACCUCUGCAUGAAAGAAAAGAUCGGAAGAUUCGUGUAACGUUGCUGAGCAGAGAUACUCAAUAUAGAAAAAUUUUGAACGAGAAUGAACUAGUAAAGGCUUUAAAAGAGAACCCGGAGUAUAAAGUCAGAAAGGUUGUGUAUAAUAAAAAUAUACCAUUUAAAAAACAGUUGGAAAUCACUAGGAAUUCCGAUAUUUUUAUCGGUAUUCAUGGCGCCGGCUUAACGCAUUUAAUGUUUUUGCCAGACUGGGCAGCAGUAUUCGAAAUAUACAAUUGCGAAGAUCCAAAUUGUUACCAAGACCUUGCACGGUUGAGGGGCGUAAAAUAUUUCACGUGGAAAGACACGUCAAAAUUAGUCCAACAAGACCCAGGGACACAUCCUGAUGGCGGAGCUCACGCAAAGUUUACGAACUACAGCUUCGACGUUAAAGAGUUCCUCAGAAUCGUUUCGCUUGCAAGAAAUCACGUAAAGCAUCAUAAUGCAUUUAAGAAGUUUAAUGAUAUUCACAAUAAAAUACAAAAUGGUACUAGGACGACGGAUAAUGAAGAAACGGUACGACCUUCUGACGCUAAAGAACCGAUAAGACUACAAAAAUCGGAUAUAUUAUCCAAAGAUGAAUUAUGAAAAGGACUUUUAGGCACUAAAUUAACAAGAUGAGGUAUGACAAUAGAACGCGAUCUAAACAUGUUUGUUGAUCGAAUUCCUUAUAUACUUAUUUUUAUACUAAUGUACAUACUUUAUUUUGAUAAAUAAAAUAAAUACGCGAUAAAUUUCGA
This is a messenger RNA of Solenopsis invicta (red fire ant), 2533 nucleotides long. RefSeq names its product EGF domain-specific O-linked N-acetylglucosamine transferase (gene Eogt). NCBI's taxonomy places the organism in Eukaryota, Metazoa, Arthropoda, Insecta, Hymenoptera, Formicidae. The transcript is spliced from 10 exons. Gene Ontology annotation, cellular component: endoplasmic reticulum lumen. Bases 714 to 2381 code for a protein of 555 amino acids. Gene Ontology annotation, molecular function: protein N-acetylglucosaminyltransferase activity. The record is from RefSeq and is a predicted model, not a curated record.